ACAGAAUUUUGUAGUUCUUCUUUGAAUUUUUGUUUUGAAAGUGGGUAUUUUCUGGAUUCCUCAUGGAUUGCCUACACACUCGAAAAAAUAUUCUGAUUCCUUGCAAAUGCUCCCUGAUUUAACGCUGAUAUUUUUCCUUUGAUACCCUAUCAAGUCUGCAUUUUCCCAAUAGUUUCUCGUUCUGUUUUAACUCUUAUAGAAUUCUAUAACCGAAAUUCCAUUCUUCGAGUGAUGAUCAAUCUUCUGAAACGAUUAGUGAAUUAGGAACUUGUUCAGACAAAACUUCUGUGUUUUGUUAAUUUUUAUUGGUUACAUUUGAUGUUAUGAAGUGGGAAAUGGAAAUUCUGUCGUCGGCAUCUUAUCUCUCCAGCACAAAUUGGCUUGCUGAAGAGAGCACGAAAUGGACAUCAGCAGAGAACAAGAUGUUCGAGAAUGCCUUGGCGGUGUACGAUAAAGAUACGCCGGACCGAUGGCAGAAAGUGGCUGCUAUGAUCCCAGGGAAGACGGUCGGAGAUGUAAUCAAGCAAUACAGAGAAUUGGAAGCUGAUGUUAGCAGUAUAGAAGCAGGUCUGGUUCCAAUUCCUGGAUAUAACACAUCUCCAUUCACAUUGGAUUGGGUGAAUAGCCAUGGCUAUGAUGGAUUGAAACAGUCAUAUGGACUCGGUGGAAAGAGAUCUUCAUCAGGCAGGCCUGGAGAUCAUGAGAGGAAAAAAGGGGUUCCUUGGACAGAAGAGGAGCACAAAUUGUUUCUAAUGGGACUAAAAAAGUAUGGCAAAGGAGAUUGGAGAAAUAUAUCUCGCAAUUUCGUUGUCACUCGAACACCGACUCAGGUGGCUAGUCACGCUCAGAAAUAUUUCAUCAGGCAGCUUUCAGGGGGGAAGGAUAAGAGAAGAGCUAGCAUUCAUGACAUAACAACGAUCAAUCUCAACGACAUGAGAACUGCUUCCCCGGACAAUAGGGGUACUCCACCCGAGCUCCCUCAGCAGCCAAAUUCUGCUGCCAUGCCCAGAACACACUUUCAAUGGAAUCAGCCUUGCCGCGGGGCAACAAUGGCUUUCAAUUCAACACAAGGAAGUAUGCUAAUGUCUUCUCCUUAUGAGGAUCCCUCCUAUGGAUUGAAAAUGCAGGGGCAUAGUCUGCAAAGAAGUGCUGCACAUGAGUCCUAUUUUGGACCUCAGAAUUUGGUUUUUCAGAUGCAAUCAGCCGAACAAUACCCUCAAGACCACCUAUUCUGAGUUCCUCCUGCCAGUUGAUUAUUGUAGCUGUCUUUGUGCUUUUAUGGUUUUAUUAUGUGUAUAUUAUCAAGAACUUGAGUUUAGUUCAUAGCAUUCAAAACAAGAGGUGAUAGGAUUGAGUUUUGCUAGGAACUUGAGAGUAUGAAAUGUGAAACUGUGAGGGAAGAUUCUUAAACCUGGAUUUCCCUUGUAUUUAAGAUUCUGUAGUUGAAUC
This is a messenger RNA of Hibiscus syriacus, 1449 nucleotides long. RefSeq names its product transcription factor DIVARICATA-like. Lineage: Eukaryota; Viridiplantae; Streptophyta; Magnoliopsida; Malvales; Malvaceae. The coding region runs from base 324 to 1235 and encodes 303 amino acids. Gene Ontology annotation, molecular function: DNA binding. The transcript is spliced from 2 exons. The record is from RefSeq and is a predicted model, not a curated record.